Messenger RNA from Caenorhabditis angaria, 1023 nucleotides. The record is from the annotation of a GenBank genome assembly. Lineage: Eukaryota; Metazoa; Nematoda; Chromadorea; Rhabditida; Rhabditidae.
AUGUUAAUUCUUAUAGUUUUAUCCAAUAAAAAACUUCGAAAUUCUGGAAUUAAUGUUAUGAUGAUGAUUAUUGCAUUCUGUGAUUUUUUAUGUGCUCUGGUUGCUGUUAUACGACAAUCAAUAAAAUCAGGAGAAAACAAUCCAAACAGUUAUUUUCAAGCACAAUUUUAUGCUUUCUACUCUUACAUAACAAUAUCAUUUCAUACUUGUUCAAUUUGUUUAGGUGUCGGAAUGGCAUUUUGUCGCGUUAUGUCAUUGUAUUGUUCCAAAAAGUGUGUAAAUACGUUAUAUUACAAAUUCUUGUUAUGUAUUUUUAAUGUAAACAAAUUGCAUCAUAGAUAUAUAUUUCAGAGCAAAAAAUUGGAAUACUCCAAAAUAUACAAUUAUUGUAGCUAUAAUUAUCAUUUGUAUUAUAUUUGUAACAGCGAUACCAAUUCGAAUGAUAAAUGAAGUUGUUGAAUCGGAACAUUUAUAUAUUUCAAAAACAAUCGAUAGUUUGCAAGACGAGAAUUGUUUCGUUUUUCGAUUCAUUUUGUUUUUAGUUGGAGUUUUUUACAAAAUUAUUCCCUGUCUUUUAUUGAUUAUAUUUUUUGUUCCAAUUUUUUAUAAAUUGAAGGAGAAAAAAGCGAUCGAAAGAAAGAUAUUAAGUAUCGGCAGUAAGAAAACUGAUACUUCAAUAUAUCUAACUUUAUCAGUUUUGAUAAUUUUCAUAAUAACUGAAUUGCCACAAGGAAUAUUUAAUUCGAUAGGUGUUAUUUUUGUUGUCGAUUUCAUGGAAAUUAUCAGUUUAUAUCUUGGAGAUUUAGUUGACACUUUAUCCAUUCUCAAUUCUCUUUCAACAUUCAUAAUUUAUAGUGUUUUAUCAUCAGCAUUCAGAAAUUUAUUUGUUCAAUUAUUUAUUCCAAAAUGGAUGUGCAAAGCAGACAAAGUUUGCCUUUUUUGUAAACUGAUGAAAUAUUUCGCAAUUCAAUUUUUCAGAAAACAACGAAUAUUCGAGUGAAACCACCCAACACAAUAACAUAA